AUGGAGGCAAGAGAGGAGAGUGCCAAGGAUAAAGAUGAAAAGCUAGAGGAAAACGAGCAUCCGAUGGAUAUUGAUGAAGAAAAAAUGGAGGCAGAACAGGAGGUGAUAGAGGCGGAGCUUGAGAAGGUGGAUGCAGUUGUUGGAAGAGGGGAGCAAAAUGAUGAACGGAUGGAAGACAAGAACAAUCAAGAUGAGCAAAAAGAUGAGGAGGUGCUAGAUGCCGAUAUUAGAUCUGAAAGUUCUGUUUCUGUUUCAGAUGAAGAGGAAGAAUAUCUUUCCGGACAUGAUGAUGAGUUGGAUCGUGAGAAACCUCUGAGUGAGGAAGAAAUAGACGAGUUAAUUUCAGAUCUUGUGGGAGUAGAGAGUAAGGCUGCAGAAGCUCAGGAAGCACUUGAAAAGGAGUCUCUUACUAAAGUAGAGAGUGAAGUUAGGGAGGAAUUAGCACAGACACUCCACGGUGAUGAGCUUGAGAAAGCCGUAGCGGCCGAAAUGAUGACUUUUAAAGACGAAUGGGAGGCAACUCUAGAUGAGCUUGAAAUCGAAAGUGCAAACUUGUUGGAGCAACUUGAUGGUGCUGGAAUCGAACUUCCAAAAUUGUACGAAAUGAUCGAACGUCAAGCCCCUAGUGGUUGCUACACUGAAGCUUGGAAACAAAGAGCGCACUGGGUUGGGACUCAAGCAACAAAAGAAACUGUGGAAUCAUUGGCUAACGCAGAGAAUUUUCUUCACACUCACCGGCCUGUUCGAAAACGACAUGGAAAACUUUUGGAGGAGGGAGCUAGUGGGUUUCUGGAGAAAAAGCUUGCUGAUGAUGCUGUUAAAAAGUGUAUUGCUGGAACAUCUGAGAUUGACUGGCCGUCUCUCAACAAAGUUUUUUCGGAAAAAAGGGACGACGCUAUUUCCUUUGGUAGUAAACAUUGGGCUUCUGUUUACUUGGCAAGCACUCCACAACAAGCUGCAGCCAUGGGAUUAGAAUUUCCGGGAGUCAAUGAGGUCGAGGAAAUUGAAGAGAUUGAUCCAAGCUUGGCAGACCCUUUUCUUGCUGAUGCAAUAGAAAAUGAAAGAGAACUUGCCCUUACUGAAGAACAAAAGAAAAAUUAUACAAGGGUCAAAGAAGAGGAUGAUAUAAAUAUUGAUCGUGAACUUCAACUUCGUUUGAAACGGAAGAGGCGCAAUAAAAGAUCUAAACAGGUUAUCAGGCCCGCGGCAGAGAAUAUGGAUGAUGAUUCUUUGUAUUUGGAUGGGAAUUUUAAAGACCAAGUUAAAAGCCCGGAGACUAGCACUCAGUUUCAUAAUAAUGAAGUCAACAAAGAGGAAAACGGGAGUUUGUCUAAUACAGAUGUAGAUAAGAUGGUACCCAUCACAGAUUUAAACGCAGAUACCAUCAGGGAUGACCCACAGAAUCCAGCAAGCAAUUUUAGGUGUACUGCCUGUAAUAACGUAGCUGUGGAAGUGCAUAGUCAUCCUCUUUUAGAAGUAAUAGUUUGCAUGGAUUGCAAACGUUUAAUUGAAGACAGAGUUGCUAAGGUUGAUGACUCUUUGGAAAGUCACUGUGAGUGGUGUGGUCACAUUGCUGACUUAAUAAAUUGUAGGUCAUGCGAAAGAUUUUUCUGUGCAUCAUGCAUAAAGAGGAAUAUUGGUGAAGAAUACUUGUCUGAAGUUCAAUCUUAUGGUUGGGAUUGUUGUUGUUGCGCUCCAAUUCCCUUGCAAAGAUUGACACUGGAACUGGAGAAAGCCUUGGGAGUUAAGAAAUCAAUAGAGUCCAGCUCUGAUUCCAGCUCUGAUUCCAGCUCUGAUUCUAGCUCUGAUUCCAGCUCUGAUAACAACUCCGUUGAUACAGAUGCUGAUGACAACGUACCAAUAAGCUCGAAGAAGAAAUCGAAAAAGAGAAUUCGGCGGAUAAUUGAUGAUGCUGAACUAGGGAAAGAUACGAGAAGAAAAAUCGCAAUUGAGAAGGAACGACAGGAGCGCCUUAAGUCCUUGCAGUUUUCUGCCAGAUACAAAACAAGCUCUAUGGGAGACGUGAAAACUAUUCCACAAGGUGCGGAAAUUGAGGUUCUUGGUGAUGCUCACAGUGGUUACAUAGUGAAUGUGGCUAGGGAGAUUGGUGAAGAAGCUGUGAGAGUUCCUCGUAGCACAUCUGCCAAGCUGAAAGUCCAUCAGGUUACAGGGAUUAGAUUUAUGUGGGAAAAUAUUAUUCAGUCUAUCAGCAGAGUGAAGUCUGGUGAUAAAGGUCUUGGGUGCAUUCUAGCACAUACAAUGGGCCUGGGGAAAACUUUUCAGGUUAUAGCAUUCCUGUACACCGCAAUGAGAUGUGUUGAUUUGGGGUUGAAAACUGCUCUUAUUGUGACUCCUGUUAAUGUGUUGCACAAUUGGCGAAGUGAGUUUAUGAAGUGGAUGCCUGCAGAAGUGAAACCACUUCGCAUUUUCAUGCUUGAAGAUGUCUCAAGGGAGAGGAGAUUGGACUUGCUAACGAAAUGGCGAAAUAAGGGUGGAGUCUUCUUGAUGGGAUAUGCCGCUUUCAGAAAUCUUUCUUUUGGGAGGGGGGUGAAGGAUUUAAAUGCGGCCAGAGAUAUCUGUAAUGCCUUGAGGGAUGGACCUGAUAUACUUGUUUGCGACGAGGCUCACAUUAUCAAGAACACCAGGGCUGACACAACACAAGCAUUGAAGCAAGUUAAAUGCCAGAGAAGAAUUGCCUUAACCGGGUCACCCCUUCAAAACAAUCUCAUGGAAUAUUAUUGUAUGGUUGAUUUUGUACGAGAAGGAUUCCUGGGAAGUAGCCCUGAGUUUAGAAAUCGCUUCCAGAAUCCAAUAGAAAACGGACAGCAUAUGAAUUCAACUGCGGAGGACGUUAAAAUUAUGAACCAGAGAUCACACAUCCUGUAUGAGCAAUUGAAAGGAUUUGUGCAAAGAAUGGAUAUGAACGUUGUGAAAAAGGAUCUGCCACCUAAAACAGUCUUCGUAAUAUCUGUCAAGCUAUCGCCCUUGCAGCGGAAACUGUAUAAGAGAUUUCUUAAGCUGUAUGGGUUCAGCGAUGGAAGAACAGAUGAAAAGAUGAGAAAGAACUUUUUUGCUGCUUACCAGGUCUUGGCUCAGAUUUUGAAUCAUCCAGGGAUUCCGCAAUUAAGAAGAGAAGAUAGCAAAUACGGGCGCCGUGGUAGCAUUGUUGAUAUCCCAGAUGACUGUUCAAGUGAUGAAAAUAUAGACUGCAACAUGGUUGUGGGAGAGAAAGAGAGAAGUAUGAGUGAUUUGCAAGAUAAAGUUGAUGGCUACCUCCAGAAGGAUUGGUGGGUCGACUUACUUCACAAAAGUAAUUAUAAGGUGUCGAACUAUAGUGGCAAAAUGAUUUUGCUGUUGGAUAUUUUAUCCAUGUGUGCUGAUGUGGGUGAUAAGGCGCUCGUGUUUAGCCAGAGUAUCCCGACAUUGGAUCUCAUAGAACUUUAUCUUUCGAGAGUACCUCGUCAUGGGAAAAAAGGAAAGUUCUGGAAAAAAGGAAAAGACUGGUAUAGAAUUGAUGGAAAAACCGAAAGUUCAGAACGCCAGAAGUUGGUUGAUAAGUUCAACGAGCCUGAAAACAAAAGGGUGAAAUGCACUCUAAUCUCAACCAGAGCGGGAUCCCUUGGAAUUAAUCUUUAUGCUGCUAACCGUGUGAUCAUCGUUGAUGGUUCAUGGAAUCCAACCUACGAUCUUCAAGCUAUAUAUCGAGCUUGGAGGUAUGGCCAAAAGAAGCCAGUAUAUGCGUACAGGUUGAUGGCACUUGGAACUAUUGAAGAAAAAAUUUACAAACGACAGGUGACCAAGGAGGGGCUCGCUGCGAGAGUGGUGGACAGACAACAAGUGCACAGGACUAUCUCCAAAGAAGAGAUGUUACAUCUUUUUGAAUUUGAGGAUGAUGAUGAUGAAAAAUCUGACGCCGUAACUGAGACAAGCAAGCAAAAAGAAGCGGCAGAUAGCCCAAACACAAGAGUCGUGAUGGAGAAGAAUUCACAGAAAGACAAGGCCACUUCAUCUCGUGUCGGUUACUGCUCUGACAAAUUGAUGGAGAAGUUACUACAGAGACAUAACCCCGAAUGGAUUUCGAGCUUCCAUGAGCACGAGACACUGCUACAAGAGAAUGAAGAAGAAAGAUUGACAAAGGAAGAAAAAGACAUGGCCUGGGAAGUAUUCAGGAGAGGGCUUGCGUGGGAAGAAGUUCAGAGGGUUUCACUCAGCGAAGCUCCAGUGCUCCAAAAACCUUCGCCGUCCGCACAGGUAGACCCACUACGCCAUCCAAGGAGUUGGAACAGAAGUCGUUUUGCACCAAACCGCAACUGCACUAGGACCGCGCAUCAGCUUACACUCAUAAGCCAAGGAAUAAGAGUCGGUAGGAGCACGGUCUGCGGGGAGUGUGGGCGCGUCGUUAGGUGGGAAGACGUUGUACCUCCAUCCCAAUUUUCAGAGGUUAACCAAAUGAAAGGGAUUAGUACCAGUUGA
Messenger RNA from Thlaspi arvense, 4473 nucleotides. NCBI's taxonomy places the organism in Eukaryota, Viridiplantae, Streptophyta, Magnoliopsida, Brassicales, Brassicaceae. The record is from the annotation of a GenBank genome assembly.